AUGAAUUUCAGUCGCGUGGAUCAGUUUCGAAAACAUCCCAUACUAGAGUCCAGAAUUAAGCCACCCAGUAACAGGUCGAACCUUGUGAAUAUUUAUGAAAAAACCAAAUUAUUGCGAACCGUGCUAGAAAGACAUCUUGAUUUUUCAGAAUUUGAAAGUCCUACUUCGUUUCCAACCUUUAACGAAACGCGCCACAGCUCCUUGGGAAUACUACAGCCACAUGAAAUGGACUUGGGUAGCGGGAAUACCACCGACUUUUCCGAAGGCAUUCUAACGGAAUCUCAGAUGAACAUCGGUAGUUUUGAAGAUUUAGGUUCAAAGAACUGUUCGGAUUACUUACUAAAACGCUUACAUAAGCAAAUUGUACUGCACAACAUUCUGCUAGACGCGUCGGAAAAGUUUCCAAAAUCGCCAUCCAUUGAGAAUCUAGUUAAGAAAUGCAUGCAAGGAACGCAAGCACUCGAAGAAUUGAAAGAGCGAGUGGCCGCAUUUAAAUUGAAGAAGCAGUCACAGACACCAGGCAGAAUGCAGACACUGCUUCGGAACUUCCCAAACAUUCUCCGUAAUGCAGUCGAUUGUGCGGAGGAGCUGCAAGGUUUGUCCGAAUCGAUUUCCUACGGUUCCGAAUCAGGCGAAGGUGGCAUGAGCCAAAGCUCCUCCAUUGCAGCAGACGUCAUCAAGGAUAUAUCCAUCCGUUUAAGGGAAAUCGAGAACGCUUGGAAGAAUGUACCGCUCCCGGAAGAGGAACGUUCUUCCUUCGGUCUUUUACAUCAAUCGCAAACGAAAGGAUGGGACGCGUUUUUGAACGAUUCAAGCUCACUGGCCAACACCUUUGAUCGGGUUAACCGUUCCAUAAAGGAAGUGCUCCAAACUCCCAACACGGCCAGUCUCAAUAGGUUGAAAAGCGAAUUGAGAGAAUGUGAAACUUUUCUUACGAACCUCACACAAGAUCAGUCUCUGUUGUUCGAUGAAACAAUGCCCGCCUUUGAAGACCCGUCCGAGGAGGAGUCUCUGUUGCACGAAAUUCUCGACGAGCUUGACAAAUCAGCGUUGUCGGAGAUAGAGGCUUUCCUUGAUGUGUGGAAAAGUCCGGAAAGGGAACGUUUUCUUCAGAUUUCCGAAGACGCGAUCAACGAUCUUUCCAGCUUGCGAGAUGAAACUAGCCACAUGCUGGAACAGAUUGUCACCAAAAAGUCCAGCUCUCCAUCUGCCUCUGAUAGACGUAAAAACUUAAUUCAAAGACUGGAUGCCAUAAGAGCUAGUGUCCAACCGAAUGUUAGCAGAACUCCGAUAGUUUUGAAAGAUUAUCUGGAUGAGAGCGAUAUGGUCACAGAGCGUAGCCCUUACUUGCCCAGUGAUGGCGUCGAAACAACAGGAAAGAAAACAGUCCAGUUCCCAUCGCUUCCUGGUGACCAACCUGUCCAGAACCUACCAUCGACCGCCAAUCCGCAGGAAGUUCAAGCUAGAUUGGCGAUUCUGCUGGCAGAAAUGGAUCGUUUCCAACAAGACCUGAAAAGCCGUGCCCACGCUCCGCCGCAACCGCCAAGUGCGAAUGAGAGUACAAACGAUUUGUUCCAACAACAACUUGAUCAGCUCAUGGCGAUGAUUGCGGAUCUAAUUGCAUUUCUACGAUCAAAUUGA
Anopheles bellator is the source of this 1641-nucleotide messenger RNA. RefSeq lists its product as uncharacterized. The record is from RefSeq and is a predicted model, not a curated record. NCBI's taxonomy places the organism in Eukaryota, Metazoa, Arthropoda, Insecta, Diptera, Culicidae. The transcript has 2 exons. The coding region runs from base 1 to 1641 and encodes 546 amino acids.